GUUUGUUCCCUCACCCCGCCUCUCGUCUCUCCCUCUCCCUUCCUCUCCCUUCCGCCACCCGGCUCGCCGCCGCCGCCGCCGCCGCCGCCGGCCUCGCGCCUUCAAGCCUCGAGGUUCGACCACCGCACCCGCACGCCUCUCCUCUCCGCAACAACCCACGCCGCCGCUCGCUCUCCGCCGCACGCCGCACGCCCUCGGCGGCUAAGUUCGUUGGCAACCACUCGCGCCUCUGAACAAUGUCAGAUCAAGUGGAAGUUGGAAGCAUAAUGGAAGAGCAUGGAGAGAAGAAAGGGAAGUCAAAGAGACGUGACAAGAAAAACCGGAAGGAUCACCAAUCAAGGGAUGAAGGAAACCAAUUACUGGAAACGAGCAGUGCACCUGACAGAAGCGAGGUUGAUCAUACUUCUACCGUGGAUGACCAUUCUCAAGGAAUCAGUAGCACACCUAAGAAGGCUAACAAGAAGAAGAGGAAGAAAGGGAACCAAAACUUGUCAGAAGAGGGCGAUCAGCAAUUGAGAAAGAAUGAUGAAACUGAUCAGGAGGCAAUGAAGACAGGUAAUGGUGAGACUGGUGAUGGGGUUGUGGAGGAUGAUUUGAACGAGCCAACCAUGGGGGAAAAGCUUGAAAAAUUAAAUUUGGUAGAUGGUGGAAUAAACAUGAGCCAUGAAAAGCAAGAGCCCUCCCCUCUUGCCCAGCCUCGCGCUGACUCUGUUAAUGUUUUGCUCAAGCAAGCAUUGCAUGCUGAUGAUCGUGCCCUCCUCUUAGAUUGCUUAUAUACACAAGACGAGAAGGUUAUAGCUAAUUCGAUGUCUCUUUUGAACCCUUCUGAUGUUCUUAAGCUUCUGCAAUUCCUCAUAUCCAUAGUUGAGUCCAGCAGGGGUGCUGUGCUUGCAUGUGCUCUUCCAUGGCUGAGAAGACUACUACUUCAGCACGCUAGUGGAAUAAUGUCACAGGAAGCUUCGCUGGUUGCCUUGAAUUCUCUGUAUCAGCUCAUUGAAUCAAGAGUGAUGACCUUCAGACCAGCUCUUCAACUAUCUGUCUCUCUGGAUGUCCUUUACGCAGGAGUAAUCGAUGAGAAAGAGGAGGAAGAUGCUCCAGUGAAGCCAGUGAUUUAUGAGGACCAUGACAGUGAAGAAGAGGAAUCAGAAGAUGCAAUAAUGGACAUCAACCAUGAUAGCCCUGAGGAGGAGACAUCUGACGUAGUAUUCGAAGAAGAUAGUGAUGCCGAUGAAAUGAGCGACUAAGUUGACUGACAAGCCCUAAGAAUGAGGUUCAUAGGGAUGUGGUAGAAGAAGUGUAUAUGUCAUCUAUGGAAUUUGAUACUGGUCAAGUCAGAGUGCAAUUGCCACAAGGAUGAAAUUCUUCUUCAGACGCAGGUGGUUAUGUCACAGGAGAUGUGCUACUAACAUGGAUCUAGACAUGGCAAAAAUGCUGGAGAACUCAGGCUAUGACGACUAGAAUACUGCAGAGAUUAGCGCAGCAUGUCAAGUGACUUAUUCCUUCAAGUUUUGAUCUGAUCAUUUUUGUUGUCUUUUUGCUAUGUGCACUCUAUACCAAGAAAUGCUCAGAGAUAGCUGUUUUUUCCUUCCUUUUCCAGUUGAUGUCUUCAUUUUCUCUUGACAGAGGCUUCGAGUGUUGUUCGAGAUGAA
This is a messenger RNA of Eucalyptus grandis, 1649 nucleotides long. Its product is annotated as WD repeat-containing protein 43. NCBI's taxonomy places the organism in Eukaryota, Viridiplantae, Streptophyta, Magnoliopsida, Myrtales, Myrtaceae. The coding region runs from base 237 to 1244 and encodes 335 amino acids. The record is from RefSeq and is a predicted model, not a curated record. The transcript is spliced from 9 exons.